Messenger RNA from Halteromyces radiatus, 765 nucleotides. RefSeq lists its product as uncharacterized. Bases 1 to 765 code for a protein of 254 amino acids. The transcript has 2 exons. NCBI's taxonomy places the organism in Eukaryota, Fungi, Mucoromycota, Mucoromycetes, Mucorales, Cunninghamellaceae. The record is from RefSeq and is a predicted model, not a curated record.
AUGUGUAUACUGGUUGAAAAUGAAUAUAAUCAUGUUUAUUUACCCUUUGUUGAUGCAACGGCUUCCUCUUCUAGAACGCUGAUUGUUCCUAGUCCACUUCCAUCUUCAGAAAAAGGGGAUGAUGAUGACGAUAUCAUUGAAAAUGAUAAAGGAAAAACUGAUGAUGAAAAUAAUACUGCAGAAACACAUUCAUAUAAAGACUUGAAACAACAGCCAUACUACCAUCAUCAUCAUCAUCAUCACCAUCAUUAUUCGUUUCCUUAUUCAGUUCAACAAACAGAAUGCCAUCAACAACGUCAUUACCGUAGAAUGACAAAUCACCAUCCAUUAGACAAGAUUGAUAACCUCAACAAAACAUCUACUUCUUUGACAAUACCCAUUCCAUUCUCCUCCACCUUUACCACCAUGGAUACAUCCUCCUAUCCUUCCAAAUCCCAUCCAAUGCUUACCCAAUCAUCAUCAUCAUCGUCAUCAUCAUCAUUACCACAUCGACAGCAUGAACCAUCAACUACCAUAUCAAGAUCCACUUCUUCUUGCUCUGCCUUCAUCUCCUCACAAAAAAGAGUCAAGCGUUGGAUCAUAGCCACUUUGAUGAUCAUCGUCGGUCUUUUGAUUGCAUUGACCUUUAUCCUUAUUGGUUUGGGGAAAGCUUUCAGCCGUCAACAGCACCAGCCAUCCUUACCUUCUUCGUCCUCAUCAUCAUUACGACAACCAUCAGUCACUCCCAUUACUACCACCAUCACUUCUAUGACUUCAUUCACCUAA